UACACAUUGUCUUGGGCUAAUGUGUUGAGCUAUCUAAAUGAGCUGCAUUUCCAUCUUGGGCUCUAUAUCGGGUCGGGUCAGCUAUAAAUGGGUGUCUAGGGUUGUUAGUAGAUUGAGCUAUAUAAGCAACUUGCCUCCAUUGUAAAAGAUAUCGAUGAAUAUGAAUGUUGUUUAGUUUAUUUUCUUUCAUUUUCUGCAAUUUACUUCCUCUACUUCCUUUUUAUGGAUUCUGAUCCCAACAUUUGGUAUCAGAGCCCUUCGAUCCAUAUGGGCGAGGUGGUUCUUCCAGCAGUGCAACACUGCAUCAGUUCGAUGGCUGUUUUCCAGCAAACUAUGAACGAUUUUCAUAACAAUUUCAUGGAGGAGAUUCGUCGGUUUCAGGAAUACCGCUCAAAAUUUCCAACUGCUGCAACCCCUACAUACAGUGGUCCAUGGUAUGCUCCGGCUGAUCCUACACUUCCAAGCCCUUGGAGGGGUUUAAUUGAUGGUUCAUCGGGUUCAUUGUACUACUGGAAUCCUGAAACUCACCAGACCCAGUAUGAGAGGCCAUGUCAACAAGCUCCUCAAUAUCCACCGACCUUCACUUCCUCAGAUUACUCCGUUCACUCAAACCCUCAACCAUACGCCUCCGAUAACCACCACGGUAUCAAUCUUCCAUUUACCCACCCUACAAAUUCCCACCCUUACAAUGUUGCUUCGAUUUACCCCAACCCUCACCAUCAAUCACAUAACCCACCAGUCAAUUACCCUCACUUUGAACAUAUUGAAUCGUUUGUUUCCCACCAUCACAGUCCGUACAAGGCUACCAUUAUCUCUCAGUCACCCUUGUCUUCCACAUAUGAUAGCUCUCCUACAACCAAGAAGCUCAAAUCGAUUCGAGUGAACCAAAACCUGAGGACAAGGUCGCAAAUAAAGAUGAAGCGAAAACCCUUGUCUAAGUCCGCUCGACGCAGUCGAAAACGAAUUCAGGGCGAUUCAGAGACGGACAGGUGUGACCCUCUUUUGAUUACGUCCACAAAACCCGAUGAUUUGGAUGUGUUAGUUGAGACAUCUCCUGCUUUCGCAACUGUGCUGAUGGUUGCAGCUGUGACUGAGAAGCAAGAUUUGAGUGUUCCUUUGAUUAAGGAUGAGUCCAUGCUUGUUGAGAGUAAGAAACUAUUUGUGCCCGGUGCUGUAGACUUGACUAAGGUCAUGCAUUCCAAGGUUAAUGGUUCAUAUCAUGAAUCUGAUUCGAGCUAUCAACCUCCCUCUCCCACAUCUGAUGAGAUAGAGACACCAAAGGGUCGAGAAUUGGCUUUGGAUGGGCUUUGGGAUGCUAGUGGUGGAUUGAACACCAAGAAGACUAAAUUCAAGAGUUUCUCCCUUGGAGACUUUGAGCUGAUUCAUGAUGAAGACCACAUGCUUGAAGAUCAUGAGCAAAGUGUAAUUGUGACUCAGUUUACCCAAUUGUGCCAACAGGCUGGCUUUAAGGUACGCAUGGUUACCGGAGACUUGCUUAUGCUGGCUCAUCCUCUACAUUUCAAGCUUAUUAAUAGUGACAAUUCUAAUGUUACUGUUUUGGAGAAUAUCAAGUACAAACACUGUAAUUGUGAUAUUGUUGGUGUUGAGGGGGAUUCACAAUUUUAUAAUUUCAAAAAAGAUAGGAGGAGUUUUACGAAAGGGCAGAUGUGGGCUAUAUAUGUUGAUGAUGGAAUGCUGAGAAAUUAUGGUUUGGUUGAUGAAGUUUUUUAUGUCAGUCCUUUUGAGAUGGAAAUUAGUUGGUUGGAUCUUCAGAAUAAUGGGAAUCAGUGGUUGGCUUCUUGGGAGAAGAUGGGCUUGCAUGUUCCUUGUGGAAGGUUUAAAGUUACUAAGCAGACCACCUCUAAUUCAGUCCAUAUAAUUUCUCAUGUGAUGGAAUGUGACAGAGCUGCAAGAGAGAUUUAUCUGAUUUAUCCAAAGAAGGGAUUUGUUUGGGCACUUUGUAAUGAAACAGCUUUUGACACUGAUGGAAGAAACAUGUUGGUUAAAGGGAAGCGAUGCUAUGACAUAGUUGUGUUCCUGACGAGUUAUACUGAGAUGCACGGUUUGAGUAUGGGUUAUCUUGAUGUAAUUUCAGCAAUUAAGAAGUAUUUGAGUGAUACAAUUGAGCCUUGGUUGGAUGGGACUUUUAGUGGGAAUGAUGAUUUCAAGUUUGCGUUAGUUAUCACAGAUAAUAUUGGAGGUUACCCUUAUCUAAUUGACGUGGCUGUACUUCAUUUCCUUUGCCAAACUAAAUCUAUCUGCCACCCAAGGAGGGAUUUUGUUGAUAACGUCAUUGAUUUUCUCAAAAGCAAUUCCAAGUUAUCUUUUCUGAGGUACUCUUCUGAUCUACUUCUUUCAAGAGAUAAUUGUAUAGGCUUUGUGACUAAACUGCACAAGUUUUUUCAAUACAUGGUGGGACAUGUUCAUAAGGAUGAGCUUUUCAUGGCAACGUGCUCUUCCACUUUUUAUCAUCCAUUCCAUGCACUUGUCAAGAAACUGUUUCUUUUAUCACCUAUGGUUGCUAUCCAUUCAUUACAACCACUUUUGGCUGACAUAUUGAGUGAAGAUGCACAGUUUAUCUUUGGAAUUAUGAUGGUUCUCUCUAUGAAUGAGCCAAUGGUUUUGAAGUCUAAGAAACAAGGCCUUGAAAUUGGGUAUGGUGAUAAUGAUAAUGGAAAUUAUUGUUCUUCUGUGAGCUGUUCUCUUUACUUCUUUGAUUUUAUGCUUACAUGGUUUAUCGAAUUUGGCUUCGUGGCCAAUGACUUUGGAGAUCUUCCAUUGGUUCCUCAAAAAUACCCUUCAGUACCCAUGCGGUCAAAUGAAGCUCUUCUGUUUAUCUUGUUGUUUGCAAUUAUUCACUGCCAGGUAAUGGCAUUUGUGAUUUCAAGCCAUCUACGGAGGGGUCCCAAUAGAGAAGCCUUGACUGUCCUUUCUAUUAUGGAAAAUUCAUAUCGUUGGCAGUCAAAUUAUAAUUCUCAUGUGAGUGUUCAUCUAUGUGCGCUAAUACAUACUUGGCAAGUUACUAAUGAUGAUAUUGCUUUUGGUGCAACCGUGACAAACAUUAAAAAUCUCAACAUGAUAUAUGCUACAUUAUGGUAUCUUUCAUUGUUCACUUCCAUUGUUCCUAAUGUUGUACUUUGGUUGGGAUAUUUGCGAUUGGAUUGUAAUUCGGGAUGGAAUCUUAUGAUUACAGACAAUGAGACCACACGCUCUGUUCUUGCCAUGAUUUGCCAAGGUGCAGCAAAGCAGUCCAAAGCUGACAAGCUCAUGUUCUUCUACUUUGACGUGGUAGAAUCACUUCCAACAGAACCACUGGAUUCCAGUGAUUGGAAAUCACUGAAUAGCUGUUAUGAUGCACAAAUUUCAGUUUUUGAGUCCAAUCUACAGACAAAGUUGGAGGCUGCCAAAGUAUUCAUGGUUGGAUCUGGUGCACUCGGAAGUGAGUUGUUAAAAAAUGUUCCCUUGAUGGGAGUUUCAUGUGGCAACCAGGGGAAGCUAACAACCACUGAUGAUGAUGUAAUUGAGAAGAGUAACCUCAGUAGGCAGUUCCUCUUCUGUGAUUGGAAGACUAGGCAGGCAAAAUAUACAAUUACCGCUUCUCCUGCUGCACCAAUAAAUCCCUGUCUCAACAUUGUAGCUUUGCAGAAUGGAGUUGGCCCUGAAAGUGAGACUCUGUUUGAUGACACCUACUCGCUUUAUGUUGACCAGAGGUGCUUAUAUUUCCAGAAGGCAGUUCUUGAGUCAGGUACUCUUCGUGCAAAAUGCAACACUCAAGUGGUUAUUCCUCACGUAACAGAAAAUGAUGGUAACUCGAGAGAUCUUCCAGAGAAGCAAGCACCCAUGUGUACUGUGCACUCAUUUCCACACAACAUUGACAACUAUUUGACAUGGGCUCGAUCUGAGUUUGCGGGUUUGCUUAAGAAAACUCCACCAGAAAUGCAUGCACUUUUAUCCAAGCCAAGUGAAAAUACCGCUGCAGUGAGCAAUGCUGGGGAUGCACAGGCCAGGUAUACCUUGGAGCCUGUUCUGGAGUACCUUGCCAGUGAAAGAUGCGAAACAUUCCAAGAUUGUAUUGCCUGGGCAAGUGAAAAAUGUUACCCGACUGAAGUCUCAUGGGCUUAUUUCCCGAUUCUUACAUUUUUAAGGCCUGAGGGCAUGCCUUAUUUUAAGGGGGGAGGAAUGUUAGGACACUCUUACACAUUGUCUUGGGCUAAUGUGUUGAGCUAUCUAAAUGAGCUGCAUUUCCAUCUUGGGCUCUAUAUCGGGUCGGGUCAGCUAUAAAUGGGUGUCUAGGGUUGUUAGUAGA
Molecule: messenger RNA, 4306 nt
Organism: Rosa rugosa (rugosa rose)
Lineage: Eukaryota; Viridiplantae; Streptophyta; Magnoliopsida; Rosales; Rosaceae
Exons: 1
Coding region: 223-4281 (1352 amino acids)
Biological process (GO): protein ubiquitination; DNA damage response; ubiquitin-dependent protein catabolic process
Cellular component (GO): nucleus; cytoplasm
Molecular function (GO): protein binding; ubiquitin activating enzyme activity
Source: RefSeq, a predicted model, not a curated record